AGAAAAUAAGUGGAAUUUUAAUCAAAGACAAGGUUUUUAAGCAGAUCGACAUGGCUGACGGAUCUGACGUCUUGGCAAAUGCCGAGCAGUGGAUCAAGUGGGACAAAAAUGAAAAGACGAGAGGUGUGAUUGAGUCACUGUUGAAAGAAGGAAAGCUGGACGAACUUUCGAAGCUGUUGGGAACUCGACAGACUUUUGGUACUGCGGGAAUCCGAGGACGAAUGGAAGCUGGUUCUUCCGGGCUCAACGACUUGGUCAUAAUCCAAACCACGCAAGGAUUGUACAAGUACCUUCGCGAUACGUUUCCGGAUUUGGAUUCGCGAGGAAUUAUCGUUGGCUUUGAUGCACGGUAUCAUAGUGCCCACUGGGCAAGAAUCGUUGCAGCAAUUUUCGUGAGGCAGGGAGUGAAGGUGUAUCUCUUUCCUGACAUUUGUCCGACGCCUUUCGUUGCGUACGGAGUGAAGCAUUUCGGGACCUGUUGUGGUGUCAUGGUAACAGCGUCACACAAUCCGAAGGAUGACAACGGAUAUAAGGUGUACUGGGAAAACUCUGCGCAGAUUUUGCCACCACACGACAAGAAUAUCCAGCAGAGUAUUCUGGAAUGUUUGGAACCUUUGGAGUCGUCCUGGGAUCUGUCCAUUCUUGAGCAAACGAACCCUCUCCUUUUGUCACCUCUACCUUCGUUGGAGGAAACGUAUUUCUCCCGUCUGAAGGAAUCCAUGAUCGAUUUGUCGAAGAAUUCAGAUUCCGCCCUGAAGUUCACAUUCACCCCGAUUCAUGGCGUUUCGCAGCUCACCAUGGUCAGAGCAUUUGAGACCUGUGGCUUCAAACCAUUCGUUGAGGUUCCUGAGCAGAAAGACCCGAAUCCGGAUUUCCCCACAGCUCCGUUCCCGAACCCGGAAGAAGGGAAGACAGCCUUGGCUUGUGCAUUCAAGAGCGCAGAUGCAGCCGGAAGCACUGUAAUCCUGGCUAAUGAUCCGGAUGCCGAUCGAAUGGCUGUUGCUGAAAAAACGAAAGAUGGGUCGUGGCGAAUUUUCAAUGGCAACGAAAUUGGAGCUUUGCUUGGCCACUGGUUGUGGCAGUGUUAUAAAAAGAGGCAUGCCGAAGUUAAUCCAGCUGACGUUUACAUGAUUGCAUCUGCCGUGUCAUCUAAGUUUCUGGACGUGGUUGCUCGCCGAGAAGGUUUCAAUUUCAUGGAAACGCUCACGGGAUUCAAAUGGAUGGGAAACAAAGCUGAGGAGCUCAUAACAGCUGGGAAAGUCGUGCUUUUUGCGUACGAAGAAGCGAUUGGGUUCAUGUCAGCGGUGCCGCCGCUGGACAAGGACGGAAUCACGGCAUGUAUGAAAAUGGCGGAACUGGCUGUGAUGGCGGAUCUGUUGGAGGGCAAAACCCUGGCCCAGAAACUCGAAGACUUGUACAUCGAAUACGGCUAUCACAAGAAUGUGAAUUCCUACUACCUCUGCUACGAGCCGACGGUUACGAAAAGGAUAUUUGAACGUAUUCGACACUUCGGUGGAGGAGACGACUUUUCCUAUCCGGAAAAGUUGGGGGAAGUUGAGGUGAAACGCGUGAGAGAUCUAACGGUGGGUGUGGAUACCUCAACAGAGGACAGAAAGCCACUCCUGCCAACUUCCAAGUCCACUGAGAUGAUCACGUUCUAUUUGGCAAACGAGUGCGAACCACUCCUGCCAACUUCCAAGUCCACUGAGAUGAUCACGUUCUAUUUGGCAAACGAGUGCGAAGUGACUUUGAGGACUUCCGGGACUGAGCCGAAGAUCAAGUACUACACGGAAAUGCGGGCUCCUCCUGGACAUUUGGAUUGGAAAGCCAUUGAUGAAGCUUUGGCAACUGUCGAAGCAGCGAUUGUGAAGGAUCUGCUGCAGCCAGAACUGAAUGGUCUCAAGCCGCAUAUUUCCUGA
Molecule: messenger RNA, 1919 nt
Organism: Notodromas monacha
Lineage: Eukaryota; Metazoa; Arthropoda; Ostracoda; Podocopida; Cyprididae
Source: the annotation of a GenBank genome assembly